AUAGCUGAUUAAACAGAAAAAUGGCGACUGAAGGGUGUAAAAGAGUUGUUUCUACUUUGUUUCAGCAGGGUGUGCUUGUCAAGAUGAAUAACUUUAGAACCGUUGUUAGUAUUUCCCUGCUUUUAGGACUUUCUUCCGUCUCCUUAGUCCAUGCCGAUAUUACGGACGGCAACAAUGAGCAUUUAAAGCGGGAACAUUCGCUCAUGAAACCAUAUCAGGGUGUGGGAACAGGUUCUUCAAGCCAGUGGGACUUUUGGGGAAGUACAUUAUUGACCAGCCAGUAUAUUCGUUUGACACCUGACGAACGCAGCAAGCAGGGUUCAAUCUGGAAUACAGUGCCUUGUUUUCUCAAAGACUGGGAGAUGCACGUUCAGUUCAAAGUGCAUGGGUCAGGGAAGAAGAAUCUACAUGGAGAUGGCAUUGCCAUUUGGUACACAAGAGAAAGACUGCAACCUGGGCCUGUUUUUGGAAACCAAGACCACUUUGUUGGCCUGGCCAUUUUUGUGGAUACCUUCCGUAAUGAUCUCCAUGGAAUGGACCGUUCUUUCCCCUACAUCUCAGCCAUGAUAAACAACGGCACCUUGUCGUAUGAUCACAGCAAGGAUGGCCGCUUGACAGAACUGGGGGGCUGCUCGGGAGAGAUCAGGAACAAAGACCACGAUACUUACAUGGCCAUUCGCUACUCCAAGGGCAGGCUUACGGUUAUGGUCGAUGUCGAUGACAAGAAUGAAUGGAAGGAAUGCUUUGACGUUAGUGGCGUUCGCCUGCCUACGGGAUACUACUUUGGGGCCUCUUCUGCCACGGGGGAUCUUUCUGAUAACCAUGACAUCAUCUCCAUGAAAAUGUACCAGUUGAUGGUGGAACAUACCCCCGAGGAGGACAAUCUGGACUGGACAAAAAUCGAGCCCAGCGUCAGCCUGCUGAAGUCUCCCAAAGACAACAUCGAUGAUCCCACGGGUAAUUUCCGCAGCUCUCCUCUCACCGGCUGGAAGGUUUUCCUGCUUCUGCUCUGUGCCCUUCUGGGCAUUGUGGUCUGUGCUGUGGUAGGAGCUGUGGUCUUCCAAAAGAGGCAAGAAAGAAACAAGAGGUUCUACUAGAAGAACGCAUAAGAGACACCAAUUGAAGAAAACAAUGUGAAUUUUUUUAAAGAUUGUAUAAAAUCACAAUGUUUAUACUGUUGCUCUGGAGUAAGAGGGUUACUUCUGGUAUUUUCCUAUGUUCUUCAUGCUUUAUAAGUGACCCAUGACUACAACGCAUCCUGGUGACUUGAUUGACGAGGUUGAAGCUGAAUUUUAAAUGGGUUUGGUUUCUUACACUUUCCUUUUUAUGUAUUUGUCUUUCAAGAAAGUUUAGAAUAUAUGAGUUUUAAACUGGAAAUCAUUCAAUCAAGCCCGCCCCCUGAGCAAAUUUGACUUAAAUUUUAACAUGCUAUGUAAAGAAUUGUGAUUUGUUUUACUUUCCAUUUUGAUUUUUUUUUUCUUUUUCUACCCAUGCACUCUGAUUGCACUUGUUUACAGAUGUAUAGAAGGUUGUUGGUUUUGUAGAUUUUUUUUUUUUUUUUCUCCUGCAAAUCGGCUUGUGCUUUGAAUGAAAUCGCUCUGUUUGAACUGAACCCUGAGACAGCGUCUAGGCUGCCUUGAAGCUGUGUUUGAAUGUUAGCCAUGUCUCCACUUUAUUUUACAUUGAGAGUUGUGGGGCUGAGCUUUGCAAAGAGAUUAAAGAAAUUCAUAUGCUGGGGUUCCUAUGGCAGCAGUAUGAAAGCAGCAAUACUUCUUUGUGUGAAGUCUAUUGUGAACUACUCUAUGAAGUGUUACAUUUCACAUAUGAAAUAGAAAUUGACAUGUUGGAUCCAUCUAUGGUUUUAGAGCUUGUGUGCUACAAUAUCAGGUUUAUGGUAUAUGCUUUUUUGGGUGUGCAGGUAGUUGCAGAUAAUGGUGUUACUUGUGUUGCUAUCUGCCUUACCCAUGCAGCUUUCAGUUGGUUUGCUGUGUUGGGGUAAUGCAAUGACAUCCCUCAGUCAGACUAUAGAAUAGACAGCCACUGUAAUGAGGUAGGUAGUGCUGAAUGCUAUCAAGAAAGCGAGUGCUUUUUUAACAUCCUCAUACAGUUGUCCAUGAGCAAAUGAUGUAUGUAAAGCAGUAAGAUGGCCAAACUCACAACUGGUAUAGCAGUUAGUUGAUAGACAUAAUCUUUGAAACCGUAUCAGUAAAUUCACAUAUAACCUUUGUCAGUUAGGGCAAAUCUGCACUUUUGUAUGAGCCUAAUUUCAAUUGAAUACUUCUCUAAUUACAUGGGAGGUGGCAUCCGUCAAAUACAAACGGUGUUUCUGUCAUCAGACAUGGCUGCUAGUACUCCCUAAUGCUUGUUUUUUUCACAAGGCCUUUUAAAAUACAAUAAUUAAAUAUAGCCCCCUAAAUUUACAAAAAGUACAAAAUAUGUGCACAAUGUUCAUGUACAGCCUCAGAGAAUAUGGCUGCAGAAUAUUGUCUAUUCAGCUGUGUGUUCAGUUCGAUUUUGUACCAGGGAAUGAAUGCAGACCUGUGUUACAUACUGCUCUUCAGUGAAUAAUAAAAAAUAUACAAUAUUG
Conger conger (European conger) is the source of this 2587-nucleotide messenger RNA. It is a transcript of the gene lman2, whose product is annotated as lectin, mannose-binding 2. Gene Ontology annotation, molecular function: D-mannose binding. The coding region runs from base 21 to 1097 and encodes 358 amino acids. The transcript is spliced from 8 exons. Gene Ontology annotation, biological process: endoplasmic reticulum to Golgi vesicle-mediated transport; endoplasmic reticulum organization; Golgi organization. The record is from RefSeq and is a predicted model, not a curated record. NCBI's taxonomy places the organism in Eukaryota, Metazoa, Chordata, Actinopteri, Anguilliformes, Congridae. Gene Ontology annotation, cellular component: COPII-coated ER to Golgi transport vesicle; endoplasmic reticulum membrane; endoplasmic reticulum-Golgi intermediate compartment.